AAAGCGCCACCUAUCGGUUGUUUCCCUGGGAACAUUCUGCGGGACGCUUUUUGCACUGAUUUCCUACCGAGUGAAAAACAUAUCAAUUAUAAAUUCCAAAAUACCGAUAAAAUUGGCCAGAAUUUUUCAGAAUCAGUGGUGCUGUUCCAGCAACAAGAUGUCCCACUUUAAUCUGACGUAUUUGGGUUACCAAGAUCCGAUCAGGGAGAAGGUUUUGCAGCCGAAUCCCGAGUACCAAUACCGACUUGUUCAGGACGUCCCGAGGGUCCCGAAGGGUUCCUAUGUGACAUUCAGGCCGCCGACGUCCAAGCUUCCACCGAUCGACAUGCACAAAUACAACAAGGUGACACAGCCGGGAAAAUACGAAGAGCACAGUGGAUCGUAUGUGAAAUUCACGGAGAGACUGCACAAGCACACUAGAACAAACAGCGCACCCAAUGAGAUCUAUCGAGCCCAGCUGACCACUUCCGUGAAGCCAGGCUGGUGGAGUGAGAAUGACAGCAUCCAUCAGAGAGAGCCCUGGACGCACACCCCCAGGAGGGUCAUGGUCAACAGUGAAAUGACAAGAUUUGUGAACGAGAUGAGUCUGACCAACAGGGAAUUCUCUCUCUUCUAGGCAACUGCCGCACCAGCUACAUGCCAGGAGAAUUGACAUAAAACAUUUGGAUAAACUCUGAUUCUCGCCUCACUUGUAACAAAGUGGGGUAGUUAUGCUUAGAGAUCAUAAACUUAUGGUCAAACAAUGACUACAUUAAAAGGAAAACCAGAACUGCUUGGGAACUUGUAAAGUGGUAAUUAACAAAGCACAAACGUUGGACAUGUGGCCUCUGAGUCGAAGUAUACAACUUCAGACAAUAGGAGGUUGAAAAUUGUAAAAAAAUUAUGGUUGAUUUGUUGUUGUUGCAUAGUUGCCAGUGCCAAUCCAACAGAAUCUGUAAAAAUUGUUUCUCUCACAGAAUCUUAGAGAAGUGUCAAAUCUCAAUACACCUCGAGCAUAGCAGCCAUCUUAGAGGGCAAUGAAUAAGCUGAUCUUUCAAGCAUGCAUUGUAGUACUGAAUUAAUAUUGACAAAUGUAUGUAAACCCGAAAUGAAACUGACUGGGUGCACAUUAAUUUUAUGGUUGAACCAAGAAAUUGACCAGAGUUGGAUUUGAACCUGCAGCCUCAGUCAGA
Molecule: messenger RNA, 1172 nt
Organism: Patiria miniata (bat star)
Lineage: Eukaryota; Metazoa; Echinodermata; Asteroidea; Valvatida; Asterinidae
Product: testis-expressed protein 49-like
Exons: 3
Coding region: 158-616 (152 amino acids)
Source: RefSeq, a predicted model, not a curated record